CUAGUGAACUGCAGUUUUCUAUCCUGCUCUGUGCUGCGUUGCCUGUGUUGCCUGCGUCUCUCAAUGUGCUCCCGGCCUAACUCCCGCUCAAAUCUAGGGCAACGGCUAACUACAUUUACUUAGUCGUAUCGCUACCCGCAGCAACAGGUGCAAUGGUGAAUUCGGAUCUAAGGGAAAACGGAGGAAAUGAGGAAAGCGCUUGCCCAACAAAGGGCGGAGCAUACUUCCCGCAUGCGUGCCCUUCCCAAAUUCUCAACCGAAAGAGCAGAAUAAUUCUCAAGCAUUUGGUCCGCUGAGACCUCAGUCAAUUCGUCGAGGAGAAUUCAUCAUCAAUACUCCACUACAACCUUCACCUCGGGUUAACGAACUUUUGGAUGGCAUUAACGAACCCGCUGACGCUGGAAACCCGACGAGUCCCCCUUCUUGGUUAGACAAGGAGUUGUUCGACAGAGGCCGCGAAUUCUACAGACGCUACCUUUUCUGUCUGAGCUGCGCCGACCUCCUGUCGCUGCUCCUCAUGCUCAGCAACUCUCGAGCGCUCAAGCCUCUCAUCUUCACCGGGAGAUCGGACACGAACGACAAGGCCAUGAGGCGGUACUUCUCCACGCUCCUUCACGUCAUGACCUGGUACGAGGGGGACGUGUGGGACCCGAACGACCCAGCUCACAAGGAUGUGCUCUCUAUCCGCUCUAUACACAACAAAGUGGCGCAGCUCGUCAAUUCCUCCAGAAACCAUGAAAAAGUCAAGAACAUCAAGGUCACUGACAAGGGGCAUGUGGAACCCGAAUGCCCGUACUACCCUUCCAUUAGAGAGGACAUGCGACGCGUGGCUGAAAAUGCUCUCGACCAUCAGGAGUCCAGCCAACCACUGACGUACCUGAACCAACUGGACAUGAGUCUCACCCAGUACUCGUUCUUUGGGCUUCUGGUUGCCCAUCCCAAAAAACUGGGAGCAGGGGCAGCUACAGAAGAAGAAUUCGAGGGCCUCAUUCAUUUUUGGAGAGGCAUAGGCUGGUUGCUGGGGAUUGAUGACAAAUAUAAUUUCUGCAGUGGCAACUUGGCUGAGACGAGGGCACUCUGCCUGGAAGUCGAGAAGUUCUUUGCCAUUCCCUGGCUAGCAUCAGCUGACUGGGAUCACGAACACAUGACUACCUGUAUCAUGUCGGGUAUGAAUACCCUGAUAUUUGGUCUCUCUUUCCCAUCCAUGUUCCGGUACCUCACUCACGUCUUGGACGUCCCGGCGCCCGAAUUCGAGAGCAGAUUGUCCUUUGUUCACACUCUUCAGUACUGGCUGCUAAGAUUUGUGUUUGCGCUUAUUCUGGUGAUCCCCAGUCUCGUGAUCAUUCUGAAUCGUUUGUUCAAAAAUCUUGUUGAGAUGGUACAAAACGAGUCUAACAAACCAAAGAGCACAGACAAGCAGGAUUGUUAAGAAUGUUUAUACGUGAUAGAGUUUAUAUGACUGAGUCGAUACAAAGUCUGUUUGCAUGCAAUUUAGAUUAAUAUUAGAAUUCAUUAUGUACACCCAUGAUAUUAUGACAUAACAUAUCCUGGCUGCUCUAGGAAAAAGUGUCAGAGGCUCAUAGUCUGAGGCAACAUGACAUAAUAUCCAUAGCCCUGACUCUCCGCCAUAUUUGAAAAAAAAAAAGAAAAGAAAAAAAGAAAAUAAUUUAAAAAGUGCCUUGAAACUACGUUGCUACGCAUUAAGUGAAUCAGCUUGUGGUAGAAGGGUAUAGCGUUGGCAUCGAAGACUUAAAACAAUGAGGAAAAGAGUUUUCAAGUGAAGACAAGGACAUGAAGUAAUACCAAUCAUAGAUAUGUGAUACCAACUACCAGGCCCACUGACUGAAUGGCAUAUACUGCAUUGAAGAGGCUGAAGGGACCCUGAAAUAAUUGCUGUGGUUGACAGAACGGAGGCAAAUUCUGUUCGCAUUAGCAACGACAAGAAAGAAAAAACCUCCUUCAAGACGAGGGCCAAAGGCAUCAUACUUUUUGGGGUCACAGAGUUUCACCUUGACAAAUGUAGACUUUGACUUUUUGGUUCAACUCAAGUUUUACGCUGCAUGUUGAAUACCCAUUAAGCAUACUGCCUCAGAGCCAUCCUAGAAGGACUAAAGGUCAAAGCCCUCCUAGAGGGGUUAAUGGUCUGUGUUAGAAAGAAACUUUGAAACAACUUCUUCGAAACUCACAGUUAUCUGAACCUAUCUAGGCCAACAACAAUUGGUCAGCUGACGUUUAUAUAGUGAGAUGAUUAAUUUAUAAUUAAAUAUAAAUAUCCUUUGUAUAAUAUGUGUAUAUAUCAAGAGUUACCAGAAUUUUUGAAUGUUUUGCAAUAAAGAUCUUAGGGGCUUUUUAUUUUCCUCAGUAAUCUUAUGUUUUACGAGUAUUCCUGAAAGUAGUCAUUAGCAUGAUCGUUACAAAAAUUUACCUGUAAAGCAAUGCUCUUAUCCCACGUAAUUCUAAGAAAGCUAAUUCAAGAAUAUGAUCAAUUAAUUUCCCCAUACUGAUGGUUCAUCGAGCCGUCCCUGAGCUUUUUAUGUUAAGGCCAGUGCGUUCUGACACUUUCCCAGUCACAUUCCAUCAGUUCAUGAUUUUCUAAGGUUUUUCUUGAUAACUAGGUUUUCACCAAAGUACUUGUUUCAGGUAAAACUUGAAGACUGCUACCUACCUAUCGCGGCCUCGUUCCCACUAGGUGGAGACCGUUAUACUUGCCGCCACUUGCUUAUGAUUUUGUUUAUGUCAGUUGUUUGUGUUUAUGAAAUUUACCAUUUUUUGUUAAUGUCUUUACAUUUAUCCCCAAAGACCAGGUGCUAAACACAGCGCGCAAUUUACACGUAAACUGGUAAUUGCAGAAUCAGGUUUAGUAAAGCUAUCCAAUAACAAGUUGUAGAAAAUGUAUCUUGAACUUUUAAAAUAAAGAAAACGUAUCCUUUAA
Molecule: messenger RNA, 2932 nt
Organism: Macrobrachium nipponense
Lineage: Eukaryota; Metazoa; Arthropoda; Malacostraca; Decapoda; Palaemonidae
Exons: 2
Coding region: 518-1429 (303 amino acids)
Source: RefSeq, a predicted model, not a curated record